Messenger RNA from Nymphaea colorata (pocket water lily), 1815 nucleotides. RefSeq names its product disease resistance protein RUN1-like. Lineage: Eukaryota; Viridiplantae; Streptophyta; Magnoliopsida; Nymphaeales; Nymphaeaceae. The coding region runs from base 1 to 1815 and encodes 604 amino acids. Gene Ontology annotation, biological process: defense response. The transcript has 8 exons. The record is from RefSeq and is a predicted model, not a curated record. Gene Ontology annotation, molecular function: ADP binding.
AUGGAGGGAGCUACCGAGCAGGAGGGCGUCUGCUCUGAUGGUUGUGGUGCUGGUGGAACAAAGGCGUCCUCGCAAACUUCCCAAAGAGACGACACCCGCAAAAGAUUCAUUGGCUAUCUUUAUGACACCUUGGUAAAAAGGGGCAUCUCUGCUUUCAUAGAUAACGUGAAUUUGAAGAAGGAAAGGUCCAUUUCUGCCCUGGAGAAAAAUGAGGAGCUAAAGGAAGAUGUGAGUGAUUGGAAGAAUGCUUUGCGUGAGGAAGUGAACCCUAAAUACCUGUUCAUAGGCGACUAUCCUACAGAUCUUAAUUCUCGCAUAAAUGAGGUGAUCAAACGGUUUGAUAGGGAAGUUAGAAUGGUUGGGAUAUGUGGAAUGGGCGGCAUAGGGAAGACAACCCUUGCCAAAGCAGUCUACAACAGAUUAUUAAAGCAGCACAAUGUUCGAGAGAACUGUUCCAGCUUUGAGAAGUGCAGCUUCCUUGCAAAUGUCCGCGAAGUAUCAAAGCAGCAUAAUGGAAAUGAAAUCCUUGUCUUGCUACUAGGAAGAGAUGUCAGAAUAAACAACAAGGACGAGGGCAUCACCAUGAUCAGAGAACGAAUUGGAGGCAUGAAAGUGCUUGUAGUUCUCGACGAUGUUGAUCAUAAAGACCAGCUCGAUGUGCUGGUCGGUGGCGGUCAGCAUGCGUUUGAGCAACCCGAGCCAAAAUCAGGUUGGAGAGGUGAAUUGUCGGAGAAAGUUGUGUCAAUUGCUGGUGGGAUACCUCUGUGCCUCCAAGUAUUUGGGAGCCUCUUCUCUGACAUUGAAUCCAUUGAAGAAUGGGAGUCAAAGCUGGAGCAAGUAAAACGGGAUCAACAUAAAGACGUCCAUGUUAGGGUUGGUGCUCAAGCCAUGGGAAUUGAAGAAAAUGGCAUGGAAAGUGAAGAAAGAAUACGCAAUGCUCAUGUGGGAAGAGAGCAUCAUAGAGGAGUUUCUAGGUCCAAGUGUGACUCACUUGUGGCCUUUUCGUUACUUCCACCCCAGGAGGGGAACUACUCGCAGACGUUCAGCCAAUUGAAAGUCCUUAUUCUCAAGAAUUGCAAGAACCUCAAGAGCACCCCCGAUUUUAGGCUGAUUCCAAACGCAACCAAAUUGGUAUUUGAAGGGUGCGCCAAGCUGGGUCAAGUCCACGAAUCGAUCGGCGAUCUCCGAAGGUUGGUGCGCUUGAACUUGGGAGACUGCCAUUCUCUAAAGAAAAUACCUGAUAGCAUCUAUCGGCUAAGUUCUUUGGAGAAGCUCAUCCUGAGCGGGUGUUGGUCACUAGGGGAACUCCCAGAAGAGAUUGGCAGGUUGAUGUCUUUAAAGGUGUUCCAAUUAGGCCAAGGGUAUAUGCAAAGACUUCCACAGUCUGUUGGCCUGUUGACAAACCUGCAAGAGCUAGAAGUCAUGGCAUGCGUGCAUUUGAAGACCAUCCCAGACAUUCCAAAUUUGCAAGCUCUGCGAUAUUUAGGUCUGAGCGGAUCCCGCCAGCUGAUGGAUGUUCCUGGCCUUAGCAAAUUGAGAUGCUUAGAGUCCCUGCAACUCGACGGCUGUGAUGCACUAAGGGACUUGAAUGACAUGAUGAAGACUGACAGAAGUGAAGAGGUAAUACGGAUCGUUGAUGUCAGAUUUCUCACCGAUAUUGGAGCUUUCAUCCCUCGGAAGUUGGAGGAUGAUAAAGGGAAAGGAGUCAUGGCGACGAUCGUGAGAUCCAUGCGGUUUGAAUUUGGUUAUAUACAUAUGUCGAGUGUAUCAAGGGCAACCUUUGACUGGUUUGCUGUUGAUGGGGUAGGAGUGUAA